AGAGUGGCUAAAGUUUUUGUAUUGAGCGCUAUAUUCAGAGGUAAACAGGAACAUACACGGAUCGCUUUCCAAACGUUUUGCACAAUUUUUCGACUAAUUUACAAUCAAAUUUCAUCGCAAUGUCCCGUAAGGAAGCUCUCUCGCAGUUUAUCAACCAGAUUCAUGGCCGACCGGUUGUCGUAAAACUUAACAGUGGAGUGGAUUAUCGCGGUGUUCUCGCCUGCCUCGAUGGUUACAUGAACAUUGCCCUGGAUCAAACCGAGGAAUAUGCAAAUGGUCAGUUGAAGAACAAAUACGGCGAUGCAUUCAUUCGUGGUAACAAUGUGCUGUAUAUUUCUACGCAGAAGAGAAGAGUCUAAAAUAAACUCACUUUGAAUUUCGGUUACGAAA
Bradysia coprophila is the source of this 390-nucleotide messenger RNA. Its product is annotated as U6 snRNA-associated Sm-like protein LSm6. Gene Ontology annotation, cellular component: P-body; U6 snRNP; nucleolus. The record is from RefSeq and is a predicted model, not a curated record. Gene Ontology annotation, molecular function: RNA binding. Lineage: Eukaryota; Metazoa; Arthropoda; Insecta; Diptera; Sciaridae. Gene Ontology annotation, biological process: mRNA splicing, via spliceosome; maturation of SSU-rRNA.